Ramularia collo-cygni is the source of this 2934-nucleotide messenger RNA. RefSeq lists its product as uncharacterized. NCBI's taxonomy places the organism in Eukaryota, Fungi, Ascomycota, Dothideomycetes, Mycosphaerellales, Mycosphaerellaceae. Gene Ontology annotation, molecular function: crossover junction DNA endonuclease activity; 5'-flap endonuclease activity. The record is from RefSeq and is a predicted model, not a curated record. The transcript has a single exon. The coding region runs from base 1 to 2934 and encodes 977 amino acids.
AUGGGCAUCUCGGGCAUCUUCAAGGAAAUCGGUCCCGGUGAGCGCCAAUCACUCAUCGCCCUCUCCGCCCAACAUCACGCCGCCCACUCCCAACCCUUCCGUCUGGCCAUUGACACUUCCAUCUGGCUCUUCCAAAUCCAGGCUUCGAAAGGUGGUUCCAAUCCUGCGCUCCGGACAUUCUACUAUCGACUCCUUCGCCUCAUCGCGCAUAAUAUACAUCCUCUCUUUGUCUUUGAUGGACCUAACAAACCCACCUUCAAGCGGAAUAAGAAGGUUGGAGGUCCUGGAGUCAGGGUGGCCUCUGUCCCCGAGUUUCUCGCCAAGCAGCUACUCAAGGAAUUUGGAUUCCCAUGGCAUGUCGCUCCGGGAGAGGCCGAGGCGGAAUGCGCAGUGCUGCAAAGGGCCGGAGUGGUGGAUGCGGUCAUGUCGGAGGAUGUGGAUACACUCAUGUUUGGGAGUGGCGUUACUGUCCGCAAUUGGACAGCCGAGGGAAAGGGAAAGAUUCCUACGCAUGUGAAUGUCUACCGUGCAGAAACGACCAAAGCCAAGAGUGGACUGGAUCGGGAGGGCAUGAUUCUGGUGGCUAUGAUGAGUGGUGGAGACUACAUUGUGGAGGGCAUCCCAGGGUGUGGGCCGAGAGUCGCUUGUGAUGCGGCAAGGGCAGGGUUUGGAAAAGACCUGUGCGAGAUUGCGAGGAGAAAGGAUGUGCCUGGUUUGGCGCAGUGGAAGGAGAGGUUGCAACGGGAGAUCAACACGAAUGAGAGCAAGUUCUUUACCAGAAAGAAUAAGCUCGUGAUCCCGGACGACUUUCCUAGCAGGGAGGUGUUGGGGUAUUACACUCAUCCGUGCGUGUCAUCCCCAGAGAAAGUGGAGAGAUUGAGAGAGAGUCUGCAGUGGGAUCAAGGUAUUGAUUUCGUUGCACUGAGGAACUUCACCGCGGAUGCCUUUGACUGGAGAUGCAUUUCCGGUGCGAAGAAAUUCGUGCGCAAUCUGGCUCCGGCUAUGUUGGUCAGACAACUGCGUCUGAGAGAGCCAUCCACACAGCAGGACGAAGCGGUUCCCACUCAUUUUACGCUUGAGGCUCGACAAGAGCGGGAAAAGGCUCUUGUUUCUACAAUCCUCAGCAAACGGACCCACGCUUCAACCGACAACUCUCUAGAGUACCGUAUAUCCUUCACUCCGAUGAAUCUCGUGCCAAUCGACCUCUCUAUUGAGGACGAAGAUGAUGCCCAGCUCCCAGCCAGUGGUACAGAUGAUCUCCUCAGCGAAGCAGAAACUGAAUGGGCUACCAUGCCCAGCUCCACUCCAGCGCUCGGUGAGGAUGGCGAAGACGAGGAGGAAGCAUUGACGACAAAGACUCGAGGCCCAUCUCUCUAUGAUCCCACCCAGCCAGAGAAAUUGUGGUUACUGGCAGACUUCUUGAAGCGGGGAUGCCCGUUGAUGGUUAGCAUGUACGAAGACGGUGGAGGAGAUCCCAGAGCGCUGUUCAAGGCCAGGCGGGAAGCGAGAGCCACAGGCAAAGGAGCCUCCAACAUCCACGCUGGUGGCAAGAAGUUGGCUGGGAAAGGGAAGAAGAAGGUUAUGAACGACAUGCCAACCAACUCGCUCAUGGCUUAUACGACCGUCACCAAAUCUUCUCAAUUGCAAGUUUGGAAGGAUGUCGACGACAAUGUGUCUGUCGUUGGAAGAGCAGCACUGGUGGAUUUGAGUCCACGCACUUCAACCAACAGGUCUAACAGCCCACAGAAGAAGACCUCAACAACUAUUGGUAUUGCGAAGGGUAAGGCUAGUGGCUUUCAAAGGAUGAGCUCGCAAUGGCUGACUGGGCCUCCGCUUCCGAAAUCAACAAAAUUAUCUUCUUUCGAUCAAGAAGACGAGAGUGAUGAUGACGAUCCUACGCCAAAAGCAGUCCGGACACUCGCUCCAUCAAAGUCUAAAGCUGCGCCAUUGAAGGCCGGGACGGCAGCAGUAAAACACAAGCCGGCGACGGAAGACAAGCCAACCUCAACAGACCUCAACUCCUCUCGACCAUUCGCCCAAUUCGCAAAGAAAGUCGCAACGAGAGAUUCGGAUAGCACGCGAAAGACCCCGACUUCAACUCCUAAGAAGACGCGCAAGAGGCCUUCAGCCGAGCUCGAGAGCAGCGCGAGGAGUCAAUCAACGAUCAUGUCUUACUUCAGUCCCGCUGCGAAGAAAGAUUCACAAUGCAAUGUCAUCGAUUUGCUUUCUUCUAGUCCUGUCAAGGGCAUGGGAGCUAUACCACCGCCCGCAUCGACGGUAGAGCAGGGGGAUCUAGAUGGUGGGUUUCUCCGAGACUUGGAAGAGGAAAUGGAGUUGCCUGCUUCGGUUACGAAGCGUAAACCGAGAAAACCUUUGAAGAGGGCUAAAACUGCGCCUGUGAACAUGGGAGAAAACGAUUAUGAUGUUGGAGGGAGAACGACGCCAGAGCUCUUGGAUUUUAGGGCUGAGACUAAUAUUGAAGUCUUGGAUCUCGCUAGCCCGUCACCUGUGAGGAGGGGCGCAGCUUCUAUAGUUCCUCCUCCAGCGGUGAGACGAUGUGUGCAAAAGUUUCCCACACCAGCGGGAUCUCCACCUACACACGCUGCGGAAGCGACACACCUUUCACCUCCACCACGCACCACAACGACCUCACCUCUUCGAAGAUCACCAAGAAUCUCCCUCGCUCGCGCUACUUCUUCCUCUUCCUCCUUCAUCGCAAAAGACAAGGACAAGACUAGGAAGAAAAAACAACGCAUCCAACUUCGCGAAAGUCUCGCAGGUGCAUUCAAGUUCGUCGAUGCAGAGGAAGAACCACGGUUGGGGAUGUUGGAUUUGACGGGCGAUAUUGCGGGCGGGGUUCAUGUGCAUGGGAAAGGGAGGAUACGAAGUUGGAGGGAGAGUGGAGUUGAGWUGUUGGAUUUGACGGAGGAUUGA